ACAGUUGUCACCUAUUCGCUACACGAACUGGUUGUUAAACCUAUUAAUUUGUCCAUAGAAUUAUUAUCAGUAUAUAAGUAGAAUACUCUUAAUUUAAAAAAAAACAAAAUGUAUCGAAUUUCGGUUUCAGCUUAUUUAACCGCUGUGCUUCUAAGCUUUUCAAAAUCAAUGGGUAAUCCGCUCAUCGAUGGUGAAAUUCUGACCCCGCCACCCGGCCUUCUUGACAACCUUCAGAUGCCUGCAGCAUGCGAAGAUCAAACGUUCUGUUUCGAAAAGGGUGAUAACUAUCCUGACAAGCUAGUCGAAGACUUCUUAAAAGCGUUUCCUUUACAGGAUACACUCGGCUCAAGGAUAGGCUUUAGUUUCCGAGACGGAGAUAAGGAGAGUGGUAAUGCGGAUUGUCCAGCAAACAACACAUUUGUUGAUAAGCCUAUUUACUACAUUUUUGAUGAAGAGGGUAAAGUCAGACCAGUUAUUCAAUCUCCCAAAAAGUUCGAGCAAAUCUACAGUACCAGAUGGUGUGUGAAUGAAGGAAAAAUCAUUAAGGAUACGGAACAUUUUGCUCUUCAAACGCCAAGAUUCAAAACUUUUCAAGUUGAAUGUGUUACAAAGUAUAUGGAUUUUGAGUUCAUAGUGUUGGAAGAAGAUUUUGAUAAAAUAACAUACAAAUUUGUGAAGGCUAUGGAUGGUAUUCCAGUUUGCUGCAGAUGUCAAUACCAUAGGAAGAAAAUUCAGUAAUAUUAACAAUUAUUUAUUAAUUUAAGCAAAGUGUAUGAAACUAGACAACAGAGGCUCACCGUGUAUCUAUAAAGUAGUUUAUAUAUAAUAAAUAAAUAAAUAUAAGUCAAUAAUUAUAAUAAAUUAAGCUUGAAAUAUAUUAUAUAAUGAAUGAACUGAAUUAUCAUAAA
Molecule: messenger RNA, 908 nt
Organism: Spodoptera frugiperda (fall armyworm)
Lineage: Eukaryota; Metazoa; Arthropoda; Insecta; Lepidoptera; Noctuidae
Exons: 6
Coding region: 109-738 (209 amino acids)
Source: RefSeq, a predicted model, not a curated record